AGCACUGAAAUUGAGUGAGGCAUUAUAAAUAACAAUUAUUGAGAUCUUGUUUUAUAAAAUUAAGUCAAUAAUUCAAUUUAUCAAUCACAUUUAAUAAUUUUUUAAUUUCAUCUCACAUUUACAUAGAUAUAUUAGGAUUAGUGAUGUUACUUAGGUUAUGUCCAUAAUGCUGAGUGAUGUAUAAGCAGUAGUGAAUUGAAUGUCACGUAUUGAGAACUUUUCUAACCUUAGUUUUGUAUUGACAAUUAAUUAAUUAAUAAUAAAUAAAAAUGUCAUAUUUAACACGAAAAGAAAUUGAUGAAAUGAAGCCGGAGAUUGAGAAGGCUGUGCAUAAAUUUCUCGGAUUUGGAGAACCUGCUAUUGUAACAACUGCUGUAAAUUGUAUUGUUUCUGGCUAUGAUAAACGUAAAACUGCAGAUAAAUUAUCGGCUCUUUUGGACGAGAAAAAAGCUAUGAAAUUAACAGAAAAGAUGUUCAACAUUUACGAUGAUGCUAGAGCUGCACAAAAAGCUAAAAAAAGGUCUCAUGAUGAGGACAAGGAUAAAGAUAAGGAUUCAAAGAAAGCAAAAAUUAAAGAAAAUGAUUCUAAGAAUGACAAGCUUCCAGAAACAACACUUUCUCCUGAAAAGAUAAAGCAAAUGAUGGCUAAUGCUCAAAGAGAAAUAGAGGAGAGAAAAAGAGCGUUGAAAGCGAUCAAACAAGAUGAUGUAUCUAUAAAACCUUCUUUCAAAGCUCGUGAUCCAUUACCUCUAGUUAGUAGCAUGUACACGCAAGGUUUAUUGAGUAAAACUGAUUCUGAUAGAGCUAGAAAGAUAGCUGCUUUACAAGCGCAAAUAAAAAGUAAAUUUAAUUCAGGUCUAUUAAAUAAUCUGAAUAUACCAGAUAAACCUACUCCUUUGAUUCUUGAUGAAUCAGGAAGAACUGUUGAUAUAACUGGUAAAGAAGUUCAGCUUACUCAUGUUGUGCCAACAUUGAAAGCUAAUAUAAGAGCAAAAAAAAGAGAAGAAUUUAAAGCUCAGCUUCAGGAGUCUAAAGGUCCUGAAGAAAUUCAAGAUACGCAUUUCUUUGAUACGAGAAUAGGUGUAAAAAUUCCCACUCGUGGUAAAAGAGCAUUAAAAUUUCAUGAACCUGGAAAAUUCCAACAAUUAGCUGAUAGGAUACGAAUGAAAGCACAACUAGAAAAGUUACAAAAUGAGAUCAGUCAAAUAGCAAGAAAAACGGGAAUUAGUUCAGCAACAAAAUUAGCAUUGAUUGCACCUAAAACAGAAGCACUUAUUGAGGACGUUCCAAAUGUUGAGUGGUGGGACUCUGUUAUUAUGUCCAGUGGAUAUCCAACUAGAGAUGAGCAAGUUCAGAUUAAAGUGACAACAAUUACCAAUUUAGUAGAGCAUCCAAUACAAGUAAAACCACCAACUGAAUCUCUUAAGCCUGUGUAUAUGCCGGUAUUCUUGACUAAAAAAGAACGUAAAAAGUUGCGGAGACAAAAUCGCCGAGAGGCUUGGAAAGAAGAACAAGAGAAAAUUCGAUUAGGAUUAGAGCCUCCUCCAGAGCCUAAACUAAGGAUAUCAAAUUUGAUGAGAGUAUUGGGAACAGAAGCAGUUCAAGAUCCUACGAAAAUUGAAGCUCAUGUUCGACAACAAAUGGCAAAGAGAUUAAAGGCGCACGAAGAUGCAAAUGCAGCCCGUAGAUUAACUGCUGACCAACGUCGAGAAAAGAAAGCUCGGAAACUUAAAGAGGAUACAUCGCUGGGAGUUUAUGUAACAGUUUACAGAAUACGUGAUUUGCUAAACAAUGCAUCGAAGAAAUUCAAAGUUGAGGCCAAUGCUAAACAAUUAUAUUUAACUGGCUGUGUAAUGUUAUUCCGAGACUGUAAUGUGGUUGUAGUAGAGGGUGGUGCAAAGCAGUUGAAAAAAUAUCGUCGAUUGAUGAUGAAUCGAAUUAAGUGGGAGGAAGAUAUAGUGAAAGACAAUGAUGGCAAUGAUGUACCUAAUAAAUGUGUUGUUGUGUGGGAGGGCAGUACGACACAACGGCACUUUGGAGAAAUAAAGUUCAAAGUUUGUCCAAUUGAAAAAAUGGCCAGAGAACACUUCAAAAAGCAUCAAGUAGAACAAUACUGGGAUUUAGCAUACAGUGGAGCUGUUCUUGAUAACACAGACGAUACUCAUAGGUUAAUUAUCUUUAUGAGCUCUGUGAGAGGCACGACUCUACCAUUGAGAAUGAUGCAGGAUCUGGACAAACGUGCAAACAAUGCAAUGGAAAAAUAUGACCAAGCAGAAAGAACAAUUCUAGAUGCUGGUACGCAGUUGAGUAAAGGAUCGCCAGCCUGGUAUUUAGGAGCCUCUCAUGAGAUGACUGAAGCUGCGAAAAAUUUAUCUAGACAAGCACUCAAAAGUGAAACCAUGGCACUCAUGAUGGUAGAGUCUCUACAUAUGUCUCCAAAUGAAGCUAUUAAAUUCCUACCUACAAUGGCUUUGGGAAUUAGUUUUUGUCCUGACAAUAGUAAAAUUCUCGGUCGAACUAUUUCAGAGUGUAAGAGAGUUAAUACAAAAUAUCGAACUCAUUCUGGAAAGUGUAACAAUGCAUUGCAUCCAACUUGGGGUGCGAGUUUAGAAGCAUAUACUAGACUUUUACCUCCUGAAUAUAAUGAUGGUGUAUCACUACCACGUGUUAAUUUACCAAGUGCUCGUGAAAUUUCAGUGAAUGUUUUUUCUGGUGUUAAUGACUUAAAACAUCCAUUUUUAAUGGCAAUGACUUCAUUAUUCGGUCAGUUUGUUGCUAAUGAUCUUGCUCACACCCCUAGAAUGGAGUUACUUGGUGGUAGACGUUUAAAAUGUUGUGAUGUUGACUAUGAAAGUUUUCAUCCAGAGUGUUUCCCCAUUCAAGCGGAGAAUGUCAUUGGUUGUAUGGAGUAUACUAGAUCAGUCCCACAUCCAGGAAGUAAUCAUCAAAGUUGUCGGUUAGGCCCUAGACAACAGAUCAAUCAAGCAACAUCAUUCUUAGAUUUAUCGACCAUUUAUGGUAGCUCUGAAGAAGUAGCAAAAAGCUUACGUGCUGGUAAAAAUGGUCUACUUAGUACUCAAGGAAAAAAUUUGCCAAUACCUUCAAAAAAUUUCAAUAGUUGUCGAAGUGAUAAUAAAGCUCUUCCUUGCUUCUUGAGUGGUGAUCCAAGAAUAAAUGAAAAUCCGGGUAUUGCUUUACUUCAUGUUCUAUUUCUACGUGAGCAUAAUAGGGUUGCUAAACAAUUGAGUGAGCUGAAUCCGCACUGGGAUGAUGAGAAAUUAUACCAAGAGUCACGGAGAAUUGUAAUUGGUGAAAUGCAACAUAUUACUUACAAUGAAUUCCUGCCGGCAGUGUUUGGUGAGAGCAACCUUGAGAGAUAUUAUCUGCGAUUGGUGAAACCGGGUUACUCCACUUCUUACGACUCGAGAAUCGAUCCCACUUUGUCAAAUGCUGCUGCCUCAGCGGGACUAUUCUUCUUUGCUGCUCUCACACCAAAGACCUUUGACCUCAUUGACUCUCAUUCAGCCACCAAAUCGGGAGAACGAUCCUUGCUAUCUGCAUUCUAUGCACCUCAAGAACUUUACGAAGCUGGAGCUAUUGAUCGCCUCAUUACUGGUGCUACUGUUGGACAUUCAAGGAAGCCCUCAGGCUUGAAUGAAGUUCUAUUAGGAAGGUAUUUCCACGAUGGUAAAACCAACGAAGUAGCAAUAGACUAUGCUGCACAGGCUAUUCAACAAGGACGAGACCACGGACUUCCAUCGUAUACUAAGUGGAGAUUGUUCUGCGAUCUUCCUGAAGUUACAACAUUCCGUGAUCUUGAGAGUACAAUGAGUCGAGAUUUCAUCGAUAAACUUGAACGCGUGUACAAGAAUGUCAAUGAUAUAGACCUUGUAACGGGUGCACUUUCGGAAGCUGCUGUUGAAGGUUCAGUGAUGGGUCCGACCUUCCUUUGUCUGCUAGGUCUCACCUUUAAAAAUGCUCGUCUAGGUGAUCGUUAUUGGUACGAGAACGCUAAGACUCCAGGAUCUUUCACGCCUCGGCAACUGGAAGAAAUUCGCAAGGCCAAGAUGGCAAAGAUUUUAUGUGACAAUGGAGAUAGAUUGAAGAGGGUUCAACCGAAAGCUUUCUUAUUAAAGGAUCCGUUUUUGAAUGAAAUGGCUGAAUGCUGGACAUAUCAAGGAGAAAGUAUAGAUCUUAGCGCUUGGAAAGAGUCAAAUAUUUCUUAACAGCUCCAUAAUAAGUCUGUCUUUUGAUUUUAUAAGUUAGAGUAGUAUUUAAUAUCAGGAGAAAUCUAUCAAUUAGUUUUUUUUUGUCCCAAAUUUGUUAAUUAUUUUUUUAUUUAAUGAAGCUAAAUUUCAUUUGAUUGAAUCACUUUGGACCUUUGACAUCGAUGACUGCGUAAUGCGUUACUAUAUUUACAAGUAAACAACCUCAUAGGUGUAAGUAUGUAAUUUCUCGUAGUGAAGAGUAGCACGAGGUGAACGUUGAGUGGCGUCUCGGGUAAUUUAUUGUUAUGAAAUCAUAUAAGAUGCUAUUGCUCACGUGCUUCAGGGGCGUGAAUUAAAUAAAUCAUAUAGCAAGA
Chelonus insularis is the source of this 4582-nucleotide messenger RNA. It is a transcript of the gene Prp3, whose product is annotated as pre-mRNA processing factor 3. The record is from RefSeq and is a predicted model, not a curated record. Gene Ontology annotation, molecular function: heme binding; peroxidase activity. The coding region runs from base 270 to 4226 and encodes 1318 amino acids. Lineage: Eukaryota; Metazoa; Arthropoda; Insecta; Hymenoptera; Braconidae. Gene Ontology annotation, biological process: mRNA processing; response to oxidative stress. The transcript has 12 exons.